AUGGGGCCCUGUCGAAUUGUUCUUCAGAUACUGGCCAUUCUUUCGAUGUCAGGCGGAAUCGAAGUGCAACAUAUGCACACAAAGCUUGGGGACAUUGUUGGUGUUGUCGAACAAGUUCGGAAUGAGAAAGUAUACCAGUUCCGGAACAUUCCAUACGCCAAACCACCCGUCGGAAGUCGGAGGUUCACCAAACCGGAAUUGAGCGGUCCUUGGGCUGGUACCCUAAAUGCCACACAGUUUGGGCCAUCUUGUAUCCAACCGAUGUCACCACCCCCUUAUCAUAAAUACUUGCCAAAUUUAAACCAAUCAGAGGACUGCCUAAUUUUGAAUAUAUAUGUACCACGUGAUAUAUCUCCGAGUACCAGGAAGUCGGUGAUGGUAUGGAUACAUGGAGGUGCUUAUAUCGUUGGCCAAGGUAUGCUUUAUGACGCGUCAUACCUGGCCUUAACGGGUGAUGUUGUUGUGGUAACUAUCAAUUAUCGGUUGGGGCUGUUUGGAUUCCUCAGCACACCUCAUACGAAUGAGCUAAAAGGGAACUACGGUCUCUGGGACCAACGCCUGGCACUGCAAUGGGUGAAGGAAAAUAUAGACAACUAUGGUGGGGACCCAAAUUCUGUAACCAUAUUUGGGGAGUCUGCUGGAGGAUUUAGUGUUUCUUUACAAGCGAUAAUACCCCAAAACCAGGGACUUUUCCAGCGAGUCAUUGCACAGAGCGGAAGUGCCUUUUCAGCUCUUUCCUACAUUGAUAGUAGUAAUAUGCAUACGACUGCAAAGCUUGUGGGCAUUCAUGUUGGAUGUGCAAACACUUCCGGUAUCCCAACUACAUACGCUGGAUGCAUGCGUAGAAAAUCUGCAGACGAUUUAGUUGCGGCACAAGAGGCAGUAACUGCAUCUAAUCUCCCACCUUUCACUAUUGAUGGCGUUUUUGGACCGAUAAUUGACUAUGAUAUUCUUCAGUCGUUCCCCAAAACCUUAUUAACAAACAAGUCAUCGGAAACAUUUCAAUUCUUCCAAAAUCUCGACUUUAUGACUGGAAAUGUAAAUGCAGAAGGCUCAGUUUUCCUGAGUUUAUUAAAACAGAUAUCGAAAUAUGAUAAAUUCGACCUGAAUAUCGGAAUCCCUACCGAAGUAUUUUGUAACUUAAUCGUACCAACUUUUGUGAAUACCUUCUUCAGCUCUCAAGUUAACAGCACUUUGCCAAGUGACUUAAUAUGCUCCCUUUAUGGAACUUCUUCGGAAGGCCAAGAAGGUGAUAACGCCAUUGACGUCUUCUCAGAUGCGUUUUUCAUUACACCUACGAUAAAAUCCCUCAUAGCACAUUCCGAAGGCAAUCUCCGAAAAUCAACGUACCAAUAUAUAUUUAAACGCCCGGUGCCAGAUCCAGACUUUAAAGUACACCUGUCUUGGUGGCGAAACGACUCUUCAGCUCAUGCUUCCGAGCUAUCAUUCUUGUUCGGUCUUGAAGAUUUCCAAACCAAAUUUAACAUGAGCGUGAGUCCCGCUGAUAUCAGACUCUCGAAAAUCAUGCUGAAGUAUUGGACAAACUUCGCCAAAACUGGAAAUCCGAACUCUAAUGACGUUCCGAUGUGGAGUGCCUAUAAUGCAGCACAACAGGGUUAUGUUGAUCUAAAUACGACUAUCACCUCAGGUCAACACCUGUAUGGAGAAUGGAUCAGUCUAUGCAUCAUGGUGGGUCGGUUAGCACUAUUUCUACUUGUCAUUAUUUCCACGACACGCGGGAUAGAGGUGCAACAUAUACUCACUAAACUCGGGGACAUUGUAGGUGUUGUCGAACAAGUUCGUAAUGAGAAAGUAUAUCAGUUCCGGAACAUACUAUACGCUAAACCACCGAUUGGAGCUCUGAGAUUCAGAAAACCGGAAUCAAAUGGUCCUUGGUCUGGUACCUUAAAUGCGACCAAAUUUGGACCAUCGUGUAUGCAACCUAUACAAACUUCAUUUCAGAAUUUUUUGCCAAAUUUAAAUAAAUCUGAGGAUUGUUUAAUUUUGAAUAUUUACGUUCCGCGCGAUAUUUCCUUCAACAAUAACAAAUCUGUAAUGGUAUGGAUUCAUGGAGGAAGUUAUGUAACAGGGCAAGGUAUGUUUUAUGACGGGUCAUACAUGGCCUUGACCGGUGACGUUGUCGUGGUAACAAUCAACUAUCGACUGGGGCUGUUUGGAUUCCUCAGCACACCUUACGCGGGUGGAUUACAUGGGAACUAUGGCCUCUGGGAUCAACGUUUGGCACUUCAAUGGGUGAAGGACAAUAUAGACGAUUAUGGUGGAAAUCCAAAUUCUGUUACCAUAUUUGGAGAGUCUGCCGGGGGCUUUAGUGUUUCAUCACAAGCAAUAAUGCCACGUAAUGAAGGUCUGUUUCAGCGGGUCAUUGCACAGAGCGGAAGUGUUUUCUCAAAGUUGUCAUACGUUGGCAUGAUUAAUAUGCAUAUGACUGCAAAGCGCUUGGGUACAUAUGUUGGAUGUGCAAAUGCUUCCGGUAUUCCCGUAACUUAUACAAGAUGCAUGCGUGGGAAAUCUGCAGAUGAUUUACUAGCGGCACAGAAUAUAUUGACUAUGCCUACUCUGCCAUCUCUCACAUAUGAUGGCGCUUUUGGACCAGUCAUUGACUAUGACUUUCUUCACUCGUCACCAGAACAGAUCCUGGUAAACAGGACGUCUUCAAGCUUUCAGUUUUUCCAAAACCUCGAUUUUAUGACCGGAAAUGUUAAUGCAGAAGGUUCUAUUUAUCUAAAUAUAUUAACACUUUUAUCAAAAUAUGAACAGUUUGAUUUCAAUGUUGGCAUCCCUACCAAUGUGUUCUGUAACUACAUCGUCCCGGUUUUUGUAAAUUUUUAUUUUGGCUCUCAAGUUAACAGCACUACACCGAGCUAUCUGGUAUGUUCAUUUUAUACGUCCUCGUUGGAAAGCCCAGGUUACAAUGCCAUUGACGCCUUUUCAGAUGCAUUUUUCACAACGCCAGCAAUAAAAGCACUCAUGGCACACGCGGAAGGCAAUACCCGAACAUCAACGUAUCAGUACAUAUUCAAACGUCCAUCGCCUAUCCCUCCAGUUAAAGAACACCCGCCAUGGUGGCGAAACAACUCUUCAGCUCAUGCUUCCGAUCUCUUCUUCUUGUUCGGUCUUGAAGAUUUUCAAACCAAAUUUAACAUAAGCGUGAGUUCCGCUGAUGUAAGCCUCUCAAAAAUAAUGCAGAAGUAUUGGACCAACUUCGCCAAAACUGGGAAUCCGAACUCUGAUGAUGUCCCGAUGUGGAGUGGUUAUGACGCAGUACACCAGAGUUAUAUCGAUCUUGAUGCUACGAUCACCUUAGGUCAACAUCUGUAUGAAGAUUCGACCAGUCUAUGGCUAAAGAGACUGCCAAAGUUAAUCAAUACCCAAGAGCCUGGAUGUGGUCUGAUCAACAAGUCUGGGAGUAACGAUAACGGAAAAAGACAAAACACAGUGCCAGGAAGUACCUUGUACAAAAACUCAAUGACAAAGGAUAACCCCCAAAUCAGAUUAUUCAGGCCUUUCACUAAAGCUAAUAGCACAUCUAGUGCAAGCGUCAUCGUCAGACCUCCAAAUCCUGAAUCAACUGUGUCUGCAAAUCCCACCGGUACCCUUACUUCAGUAUUUGCAGGUCCUAUUCACGGUGGUUCAUUCACAAUAAACAUUAACAACACAAACGUCUAUAAACGUCCCAGACCAAGGGUGCUGUACUCUGAUUCUGACAGUGAUUGA
This is a messenger RNA of Ylistrum balloti, 3735 nucleotides long. RefSeq lists its product as uncharacterized. NCBI's taxonomy places the organism in Eukaryota, Metazoa, Mollusca, Bivalvia, Pectinida, Pectinidae. Bases 1 to 3735 code for a protein of 1244 amino acids. The transcript is spliced from 6 exons. The record is from RefSeq and is a predicted model, not a curated record.